AUAUAAAACGACAUGAUCAUUGACUUUCGAUGAUUUGGAAAAAAUUAAAGCCAAAGAUAGCAACGCGUACACAGUCGUUGUUAACAACUAACAGAAUAAAAUAUUACGUUCAUCAUCAAGUUAGUGUUUUUGCAGGACUGAAUUAUACAAAAAAGGAAGUUUAAAUAUGUCGAGAGCGAGCUUAAAAAUGAUCCAAAGAAAAGUGCAGCGACAAGCAUUGCCACAAGUGACUCAUUUCAAUUUUCCCGAGAGCUCCUUGUCCGACUGGACUGCGCAACAUGUGUCGAACUUUUCUUCAAAACAAUUGUCUGACCGCGUGAGAUACCGGAGCAAGAGAAUGAUACUGGACAUCAUAGGAGUCGGUCUGAUUGGGUCUACAACAUCCUUCUCCAAAACAAUUCAACAUUUUGCAGAAACAACUGACAGAAUCAGCGACAAGGAGCCGGCGCUUAUUUGGGGAACGUCUAACAAACGCACUCGGCCAGGUAUGGCGGCGUUUAUAAACGGAUCCAAUUGUCAUUCGAUGGACUUUGACGAUACUUGGCACCCUGCUACUCAUCCCAGCAGCCCUAUUCUCCCUGCCUUGUUUGCACUGGCAGACUUUCUUCCAGAACAGUACAAACCAUCACUUGAGGACAUUCUUGUAGCGUUUAACUGUGGAGUCCAAAUACAAGGAGUUUUAUUACGGUGUUCAUUGCAGUCUAAUAAUAUUCCUAACAGAUUACAUCCCCCAGCAAUAGUUGGUGUAAUGGGAAGUGCUGCUGCCUCUGCGAAUCUUUUAGGUCUGGAACCCAAGAAAUGCCUACACGCAUUAUCUAUUGCAGCCUCGUUUGCUGGUGCUCCAAUGGCAAAUGCUGGAACCCUUGCCAAACCUUUACAUGCUGGCAAAUCAGCCCGAUGCGGGUUAGAAGCAGCUUUUCUGGCAGAUCAAGGAAUCGAAGGAAACGAGCGUAUUCUUGACAUGGAAUCUGGCUUUGGGGCAUUUUUCACCGACUAUGAUCCAUCCACUUUUUUUCAAGAAUUACAAACUUCUGAAAACCUAAUUCUGCACCACCAGGACAUAGCUAUCAAAAGUUAUCCCUGUCAUCUUGGGAUGCACUGGGCCAUCGAGGCAUCACUUCACGUCAGAAAACAAAUUGUAGAUCUUUAUGGAAACAUGGAUGCCAGUUUUGUAAAAUCCAUUGAAAUCUUUGCUCCAAAAUCCAAAUAUAUUAACAGACCGGUACCAUCGUGCGAACACGAGGCAAGACAUUCGUUUCAAUUCACUGCUAAUUCAGCAUUAAUAGACGGAAAAGUAUCUCCUGAAACUUUCGUCUUUGGAAAUAUUGAAAAAGAGAGAAAAGAAUUGUUCACUUUAUUACAGAAGACAACCAUUGUUCACAGAGCCGACAAUAAGCCUUGCUUUGACACAAUGUACGUCGAAGUUACUGUUACUCUACAAAACGGAGAGAAAUUUUCUGCCAGAUGUCUUGAACCAAACGGACAUUGGAGAAAACCUUUAACAGACAAAAGUUUGAAAAAGAAGUUUUUAGCAAACUCAAGGUUACUUCCUGAACACCAGCAGACGAAAAUCAUUAAACUUGUUAGCAAGAUGUCAUCUUGUGAUUCGACUGAUGGUCUGCUGGAGUUACUUAGAACGAACAUAUAAUUGUCCUAGAAGAUUCACUAACUUUAAAAACAAAACUUGAUAAACUCUUUUGUGCCUGUAAAAUGUUUGUUUUAUUAUGAUUUUUAUUGUUACAAAAAAAAGUCAUGGUUAUCUGUGUGCAUAUGAAUAUUCGGUGUUUUCUUAUUGCAUUAUAUUGUCUCAUUGAAAUGUAUAUCGUUAAGAUAACUAUCAUUCAUCUUUUUAUUUUGAAUAUUUUAGAUUGUUUAGAAAAUUGUUUUAGAUGCAACAAUAUAAAAUUCAAUCGUAAAAUACUUUUAUUUACUUUAACUUAAGCAAGGAAAGCGUUUGGUAUGAUUUUAAUAAAAAGAUUUCAAUCUUCAAUCCGUUAUCAACACUUUUUAUUAUGUUUUACUGCUUGUAAAUCAGAAAGCUCAAAAUGGCAAUAUUGAUUAUUGUAUACUUGGAACUCUCUCUGAAAGGUUGUAAAUUGUAAAAUAUGAAAUAAGAAAUGAACAUUGUACACAGUAUCAGAAUAAAAUGUACUAGAGGGCGAUCUGGCCCUUUGUACAUUCAGGUGUUAUACGGCAGAAAGAACUGUGACUGUGACUGGAAGCAAGUCCUUCCGCAUAGUAUCGCACUGUAUUUCGCUUUUUAUAUUUUCUGUAAUCAUAUUUGUCAAAUCCUAUUAUAUUCGUAAAUUGCAGAUAAAUUAUGACUGAGAAAUGUAAUAUAUACAUAUAUUACAUAUAUUUUACAAUAAAUCUUUACAUAAGAAAUAUGAUAAAUUCGCACUGUUAAGAUAUAUGUGUGUAAUAUCUACUAUGAAUAUAAUGAUAUUACUUUAUUUAUUAACUUUCUUUUGUAAAAAUAUAAACGUAUAUGUAUCAUCAUUUUUUGGUACAGAAUUACCGAUCCAGGGAGCCCUUGGCACCCCAGGCGAGGUAUAUAAUGAGGGAUGUUGCCUCAAACAAAUGUUGUAUGUAAUUUCAAAUAAAACAUUAGAAAAAUG
Molecule: messenger RNA, 2618 nt
Organism: Magallana angulata
Lineage: Eukaryota; Metazoa; Mollusca; Bivalvia; Ostreida; Ostreidae
Product: cis-aconitate decarboxylase-like
Exons: 3
Coding region: 167-1648 (493 amino acids)
Molecular function (GO): lyase activity
Source: RefSeq, a predicted model, not a curated record